AUGACGGUCUUCCUGGCUUCUCUUUUUCUCCCAUAUACCAUCGACUUCAAGACAGCUGGUCAGAAACCUGGGCGUCGCAGGUCUUCACCCACCUAUGCUGUCGAUGGAUCCGGGUCCGGUCCCAUUGUCGGGCGUCUGCCUCGCCCGCGAUCCACCAGUCUUGAAUUGACUCCGGGUGCCACGACAGAAGAUGAGAAGAUUUUCAAAGCCUACGCCUCGCAAUCAGCAGGUGAAAUUCCCAGUACCGAUGAUCCCAAAGGGCCCAGUCCCAAUGAACCUCGCGCCAUGCCCUGGGGCAAAAGUCGCAAGUUCAACCAGCCCCGGUCCAAGGCAACCACUCAUCCAGAGCCGUCGAUUCUCAGUCGUCCAGGCUCGCGACAGGGAUCCAAGGACUCUUUCUUGGGUGGGGCGCCGGAUCGACUGGGCCUCAUGCCCCAAGGAAGUCCCCGGGCACUGCUUUCAGCUGUGGACUGGGUCGUCAAAGCUGCUGAACAGGGCCAUGGCGGGCUUCAAAAUGCCAUUCAUGCUGCGGAGGAGGCGGGUAUUUUGCAGAAGAAGAUGUGGGUAGGGACGUUGGGUAUGCCAACAGACUCUCUAACAGAGAGGACUCGAGAUCUCAUCGAUGAUACUCUUCGCGACGACUACGAGUCCUUGACUGUGUUUGUUGGGGACAGCGAAUUCGAAGGCCAUUAUGCCCACUUCUGCCGCUCAGUGCUCUGGCCUGCCCUACACUAUCAAAUGCAGGAGACUCCCCGACACACAGAGUAUGACGAUUACUCCUGGAAGCAGUAUCUCAAAGUCAAUGAGGCAUUCGCCGACGCCAUCGCUACACAUUGGAAACCCGGCGACUGUAUCUGGGUUCAUGACUAUCAUCUCCUUGCCCUGCCUACACUUCUGAGAAGGAGACUACCUCAAGCAGAGAUCGGAUUCUUCCUGCAUACCGCGUUCCCUUCUUCGGAGAUUUUUCGCUGUUUGAAUCCUCGAGAGGCUUUACUGGAUGGUCUUCUAGGUGCAGAUUUGAUCGGAUUCCAGACAGAAGAAUAUUGUCACCAUUUUCUUCAGUCCUGCAGUCGGCUUCGCAGACUCGAAGUCUCAGUCGAUGGUGUUCAAGUCAAUGAUCGUUUCGUUCAUGUUAAGAACUAUCCCCUUGGAAUCGACUACAAGUCUCUCAACGUGCUGCGUCAGUCAGCCGAGGUCAAAGAUUGGAUCUCCAAUAUAUCUGAAAGAUACCAGGGCAAACACUUGAUUGUGGCUAGAGAUCGGCUUGAUACACCGGGUGGUAUCAAGCAGAAGCUUCUGGCAUAUGAGGUUUUCCUGGAAAGCUAUCCGAAGUGGAGACAGAAUGUCGUCCUCGUCCAAGUUGCAUCAUCGAGGUCAGAGAUUCCAGAGCUAGAAGCUCAAGUGUCGAAGAUCGCCAUGAGGAUCAACUCUGUUUAUUCGACUCUCACCCACUCACCCUUAGUCCUACUGCAGCAGGAUAUCAGCUAUUCCCAAUUUCUCGCCCUGUUGAGCGUCGCCGAGGUUUUUAUGGCCACAAACCUCCGCGAGGGUAUGAACCUGACCAGUCACGACUUCAUCCACUGUCAAGAUGGUGAGCUUGCCACCCAGCAGUACGGCUCACUCAUUCUGAGUGAGUUCACGGGUAGUGCACGCAUUUUCCAUGGCCAUCCACUCCUCGUCAAUCCAUGGGACUAUAAAAAAUGCGCGGAUGCAAUCAACAUGGCUCUCGAAAUGCCGACAAAGCAAAAGAAGUGCAACUGGGAGUUCCUCCUUGCCCGUAAAUCCCCCCAUACCGCACUGGCUUGGUACUCGUCUCUCCAGUCCGCCCUCCACGAAGCUCACAGCAUGCAGCAGUCCCGCGACAUGCACACAAUCUCACCAGUAGACACAGACGCUCUAAAAGAGGCCUACAACGCCUCACGAAGCCGUCUCCUCUUCCUCGAAGACGGUGCAACAUUCAGCCAGGCACCAUUUCCCUCUCCUACAGCAACUGACACUCUCCAAACCCUAGCCACCGACCCCAAAAACACAAUCUUCUUAACCAGCAACCACAGUCCCGACCAACUCACCACUCUCACGACAUCCCUACCCUCCGCAAUCGGCUUCAUUGCCGAAAAUGGCUGCUUCAUCAAACCAUCCAACGGCACCUGGACACCCCUCGUCGAUGUCGACGACACCCGCAACUGGCGCGCUGGCAUCAGAAAGGUUAUAGAAUAUUUCCACGAACGCACAGAGGGCAGCACAAUCUCCGAACGCCGCUGUUCACUAACUUUUCACUACGACGCAGCCCUUGACGCCGACACAGCCGCGCACCAAGCCUCGGAACUGGCUGAUCAAAUUAACGGCGCCCGAGGCAGCGAGGCUAUUCGCGUUGUUCGAGAUGCUACAGCUGUCAGCGUUGAGCCUUUGCAUGUCUCUAAGGCUACGGCUGCGGCGAAGAUCAUUGAUAUGGCGGAGAAGUAUCCGGAUUUUGUCUUUGUGGCGGGUGGUGCAAGGGGCGAUGAAGCCUUGUUUCGCUGGGCUAAUCGGUUGAAUUUGCCGAGGAGUGAGAAGGUUGAGCUUGUUGCUGUUACGACCAUUACGGCUGGGAAACAUGCUACUGAGGCUAAGGCGAGAUUGCCGGCUGGGGUUUCGUUGCUGGAGCUGUUGGGUCUUCUUGUGCCUGUGCCGGUCAAGAAAUGUCUAGAUGAGGGUGAGGUGCUGACGGAGUAG
Messenger RNA from Penicillium atrosanguineum, 2712 nucleotides. Its product is annotated as trehalose-6-phosphate synthase. Gene Ontology annotation, cellular component: cytosol; alpha,alpha-trehalose-phosphate synthase complex (UDP-forming). Bases 1 to 2712 code for a protein of 903 amino acids. The transcript has 3 exons. Gene Ontology annotation, biological process: trehalose biosynthetic process. The record is from RefSeq and is a predicted model, not a curated record. Lineage: Eukaryota; Fungi; Ascomycota; Eurotiomycetes; Eurotiales; Aspergillaceae. Gene Ontology annotation, molecular function: catalytic activity.